Molecule: messenger RNA, 3209 nt
Organism: Ectocarpus sp. CCAP 1310/34
Lineage: Eukaryota; Phaeophyceae; Ectocarpales; Ectocarpaceae
Source: the annotation of a GenBank genome assembly
GCACGCUCAUGCUGCACGCUGCUCCACGCGCGCACGAAACGAAAUAUAAUCCAAAGUUAUCUCUCUCUAGUGUCUCGCCAUCUAUGCAUGGCGGACGAAAUGAGCGACCAUGAGGGGUUUGAGAUGCUGGACGAAACCUUUGGCGUCCGAGAAGCGAGCGAGGCUUCGGACUCGGAAACUUUUCCAAACUCUCCGGUUCAACUUGAUCGCACCGGCUCUCUCGACAACGAUGGCCAACAUCACCUUCACAGCUGUGAGGGGGGCAUGGUAGCAGGUGGUUUGCCGUCCAAGAGGCACGCGACACAGGCUCCGGGUGAAGGGACCGUUCCACAGACAGAGAAGAGCAAGCAGCCUUCAGCUUCCCCCGUUGUGAGGGGCGAGCGAGGCGCAGGCUGGACGAACGAGUCAGGAAAAGGCGGGGUGGCCGGUGAUGUGGCGUCGUUGCAGGCAAGAGCUGAAGGAAGGGGGGCCCUUGUGACCAGUAAAGAGGUCCCAGAAGCAGCACCGGCAGCAACGCUGACAUUCGGCGACUUCCCCGCGAUAUCCACGGCAGAAAGCAGCCACUCUGCCGGCGUGUCCCUCCAAGCUCCUCCGGCGCGUGAUCAGCCUGCUAGACUAGAGGCGGCGUCCGCGGCGCCGUUCGGUUCGCAGCGUGAAGCUGCUUCGCCGCCGCCGCCGCCGACAAGCGCGGCCGCCUUUCCUGCUCACCACCACCCUCCUGUUGCCCGCACCACUCCUCCGGCGACAACAAACGACGGUGCUGCUGCUGCUGCCCGGGCGACGCCUAGUGUCGUGCCGCCAGCGGCCCUGUCUUUCGGCCACGAGAGCGAUAGGCCCGACAGCUACGGCUCGGCUUCGCCGGCGGCAGCAGCAGCAGACGAGGAAGCGAUUUUCGAGCUGGUGGGGAUGGGCUUCGACCGCGAGCAUGUGGUGCGGGCGCUCAAGGAGUGCGGGCGUGGGGAGUCGUGGAAAGAGGCCGCGAUAUCGUUGCUGCUGGAACCUCAGGUGUCGUCACUUGCUGAGGCGGAGGAAGGGCUGAGCGGGACUGGGCGCCAAGGAGCAGCUGCGAUGCAAGGGUUUGCCGACGCCGCGCCUGCGGCCAGCCAAUCACCGUGCCCGGUCUGCUUUGAGGACAUCCAGGCGGGGGAGGUGUUCACGGUGGACUGCGAGGAACAGCACACUUUCUGCGUCGAUUGUCUCCACCAUCAUUGCAGAGUGCAGCUGCUAGAUUCUGCACUCAUCCCAGCGUGUCCGCUCUCGACCAUGAAGUGCGGCCACGAGCUCGGCCAAGAGGAAGUCGAGCGGGUGUUUCUCCUGAAGAGCUACUCUUCCGCCAGCGCUGGCGGCAAGGACGGCGGCGAAACCACGGGCGCAUCGGAGGAGGACAGGCGGGCUUUGGACACCUGCCGUAACCUGCUGACGCGAAGGGGGCUAGAGUCGACCGGGGCGAUCCCGUGCGCCAGCCCAGAGUGCGGCAACUGGAUGGUGCCGGAGGGGGGCGGGCAACGCGUCAAGUGCGCGUCCUGCUUGGUCGAGUUCUGCAGCAGGUGCAAGCGCUCUCCGUACCACUACGCGGCCGAGUGCGACGAGGUCGUCCGCCUGUCCCGGGAGUGGUCCCACUGGCUCUCCGAGGGCAAGGCGGCCUUCCUCGGGGCCAUGGCGGCGCAGGAGGACCAGCACAGGGCCCUGCUGGACAGGCACAACAGGAGGAAGGAAGAGCAUGACCGCGCGGUCAAGGAGGCGGAGCGCGUGCGGCUUGAGUACGAGCGGAUGGAGGAGUGGAAGGAACAGCGGUGCCGGUGCUGCCCUCGCUGCGGCAGGACCAUCGAGAAGCUCAGCGGUUGCGACUCGAUGGUGUGCGGCGUCGACACUCAUGGCGGGAAUGUUCAGAAUGGCUGCGGCAAGAGCUUCUUGUGGAGUCAAGCACGGCCCUACCGAGGCGAUCGGGGAGAGUGCAAGGUAACGCCGUUCACCGAACAAGAGCCGGCGGCGGCGGCUCGCUCGAGGCACUUCAUCGCCGACGGGAUCGCGCUCCGGUGCGAUCGCUGCCACCGGGACGUUGUCGGCCCCCUCUUCCGCUGCGUGCACUGCCCAUCGUUCGCCUGCUGCCUGGAGUGUCAGGACAUCGCCAGCAACGACCCACGCCACGUGCAUCACAUCUUUCGUUUGGUGAACGGAGAUACGGAGCAGAAUGCAUCCUCGCCGGAAUCAGGAGCAGCAGCAGCAGCAGCAGCAGCAGCAGCAUCAAGAGUGGCGGCUCCACCAGACGCAGCAGCAAGGAAUAUUGGGCAGAGGACGCGGCUGCGGCCGUAGCGGUAGCAGAGGGCACGGUAUGGUUGACAUGGAUGUCAAGCGACCUUUGGUGUGAAAAUACCUCUGCGAGUUGGGAAGCUUUGCAUCAGGUUGAACUCAAUGCACGUGCUUAGCACGGGGAUGGGUCGCACGAAGGGAAGUGGGGCGGCACCGCAAUAACCACCGCAGCAGUAGAUCAGCUCGUUUGAUAUGUUGGGUCAAUCGCGCUGUGGGAGCUGGGUCUGCGUUCGGCACGUCGACGACCGGGGCCACUCAUGUCGCCGCCCCUUGACAGCAAGGGCGGGCCGCUUUUUGUUGGGCCGGACCCCGCUUGUCGGCACUGUACAUUGUGAGGGGGGGGGGAGUGUGGGGUCGCGGGGAAUGAUGUACAUUCCUCUUGAGGUUGUCUCUCAUACGCAUAUGGUGUGGAGAAGAUGAGGAAGAGUGUCAAUGUUUUGCUGCAUGUGGCGAUUGAGAUCUUGAGUGUUGUCACAGCGUGCGCGCUAGCUGUUGGCGAUGAUGUGCUACACAGCAGUUGGCAAGUGUGUGUUUUGCAGUUAUUGCCUGGAGGGAGAAAAAGAAAAGAAGGUCUUCGUAGCACUACUCCCUUGACUACGGGUGGGUCUUUCCUGUGACAAGCUGUUGGCACCGAAUUCACGUCAUGUUUGUUCCUUCGAUUUGCCGCCGGGCUACAUGGAAACAUUUGUGGGAUGGAUCCCUGGGCUUGAUUCAGUUUGGUUUUAUUUUAGUGUUCCUCCGUGGUGUAUCUAUCCUGUGCCCGCGGGGUACCAUGGGUACUGUGUCGUUUGGUACUGUAGCUCGACGUGGUACUCAUAAGCAGAGUACCCUUGCAGAGAGUCUCGAGAACCAAAGUAAAAACGCUUGUAUCAUACAGUACGACAAACCGCGUGUGCGAG